AUGAUUAUUGAGUUGAUAGAAGCCUGCAAAGAACUUGAUGAGGUGACACAAUAUGGUUGGAAGAGUAAUAACAUAAGUGGAUACGGUUUGUGUGAUGAUGUUUUUGAGACAACCCUUUUGGAUAUCUAUCAUAAAUGUGGUGGUGUAAGAUUAGCUGCCUUAGUUUUUUCCAAAAUGGAUGCUCAGAAAACAAUAAAUGUUGGUUCGUGGAACACCUUGAUAGCUGCUUAUCUUCAAAAUGGACAUGCUUUGGAAGCUUUUCAACUUUUUCUUCAAAUGAUACGUAGAAACGUUCGAGAGCCAGAGCUUGUCUUAGAAUAUAAUACCAAUAAUGUUUCAAAUGAUGAAGCAAAUGUCUCUGAUGUCAUCAACAUGGCUACUGAAGAGCUUGCUGAUAAUAUCUAUGAUCAAAUCAAGGAUAUCAUCAUGGAGUACAUAACUCCUGAAGAAAGCAUUAUGUUGAAUGUUCUUUCGACUACUGUUGAUUUCACAACAUGUGAGUCCACUAGGACGUCUCAGUCUGUUGAUAAAACGGGAUCGAGAACUUUGUUUGUCGUUACAAAAGCUGGCAAGUCUCCCGAAGGUUUGUUGGAGAAGGUUAAAGUUGACGAUGUUAACACAGGCCUUAGUUAUAUUUGUGUAAGGAAUCGAAUUAGCGAUGAAUCUUAA
This is a messenger RNA of Vicia faba (fava bean), 669 nucleotides long. The record is from the annotation of a GenBank genome assembly. Lineage: Eukaryota; Viridiplantae; Streptophyta; Magnoliopsida; Fabales; Fabaceae.